This is a messenger RNA of Dovyalis caffra, 1455 nucleotides long. Lineage: Eukaryota; Viridiplantae; Streptophyta; Magnoliopsida; Malpighiales; Salicaceae. The record is from the annotation of a GenBank genome assembly.
AUGGAAAACGCCUAUUCUUUUAACUCAUACCCAGAUUCAGGUGAAUCGUCGCCUAGAUCUCGUGAAAUCGAUUUUGACAACCCGACGCCAUGGGAAGACCAAGCACAACAACCUCAAAGCUACAAAGCAAAGUUCAUGUGUAGCUAUGGAGGCAAGAUCCACCCACGUCCGCACGACAACCAGCUUGCUUACAUAGGUGGAGAGACCAAAAUCCUCGCCGUGGAUCGAAACAUUAAAUUCUCGGUCAUGAUAAGCAAACUCGCAGCGGUUUGUGGUGACACCGACGUGGCGUUCAAAUACCAGCUCCCAGGUGAAGAUCUUGAUGCUUUAAUAUCAGUCACUAAUGAUGAUGAUCUUGAACACAUGAUGCAUGAGUACGAUCGUCUUUUUCGUGCCUCUGCUAAGCCUGCUCGAAUGAGAUUGUUUCUUUUCCCGGUUAGCCCGUCACCUGCAAGUUUCGGCUCCGAUGGUGGCAAAUCGGAUCGGGAACGUUUUGUAGAGGCUUUGAAUUCGGGUCCGAGUCAGGUUGUUGAAUCAACCAAAACGGCAGCGAAUAACGUUGAUUUCUUAUUUGGGUUAGAAAAAGGAACCCCGCCGCCGCCGCCGCCGCCUGUUAAAGUGCCGGAUUUGCCUGAAAUCCAUGCUGGGCCGGGUCAUGAUGAUCGGGCUAUUGGGUCGGAUCCUUUGAAUUUGCAGGCCCAGAUGCAGAGAAUGCAAAUUAGAGAACACGAGCAGCAAAUUGGGUAUAAUAGAAAAAACAGCGAUGAAAAUUUGGUAGGUGGUUAUGCUGCUGCUGGCGGUGAUUAUUACAUGCAAAAAGUGCCUGAAAAAGUGCCUCAGGCGAAUUUGCCUGUGACAAUGCCACCCCAGGUGACUGCUCCACCAGGUUAUUGGCCCGAGAAACAGGCUACGGGAGGCGGGUUUCCUGUGGCGGUGACCACCGCACCGGGUCAAAUGGAGCAACCCGUUUAUAUGAUACCGGGUCCAGGUCCAGGGGCUGUUUAUCAUGCACCUCCAGUAAUGCGACAGGUUACCGGACAAACCGGUCAAGGGUAUUACAUGCAGAGAAUGGGUGGGGGUCCGGGUCAUGGUCCCGAUGUUUACCGAGAGCAGCCGGUGUAUAAUAUGGUCCCACAACAUCAACAUCAACAGCCCCCACCACCAAUGGGUCCAAUGGGAGUUGUUAGGCCCAGUGGCCAAGGGGUAGCAGUGACGGAUCCGGGAUACGCACAGGUGGCGUAUGAUAGUGCGGUUGGUAGACAGGUUUACUAUACUGCGCAAGGUGGUGUAAUGCACCAGCAACAGCAUCAGCAGCAGCAGCAGCAGCAGCCACCACUACAGUAUCAAGGGGUUGGUGGUGGUUUAGCGGUAAGUGGUGAAAUGAGACAUGGUGGUGGGCCAUUGGGUCCAGAAGCUAAGGUUGUUACUACAAAGGUUUCACAGGCUUCUGUGUGA